Hypanus sabinus (Atlantic stingray) is the source of this 4420-nucleotide messenger RNA. It is a transcript of the gene vps4b, whose product is annotated as vacuolar protein sorting 4 homolog B. NCBI's taxonomy places the organism in Eukaryota, Metazoa, Chordata, Chondrichthyes, Myliobatiformes, Dasyatidae. Gene Ontology annotation, biological process: endosomal transport; vacuole organization. The record is from RefSeq and is a predicted model, not a curated record. The transcript has 11 exons. Gene Ontology annotation, molecular function: ATP hydrolysis activity; ATP binding. Bases 186 to 1505 code for a protein of 439 amino acids.
UGCCGGAAGUUCGUCGCCAUUUUGGACGCGGAAGUGGAGUGCCGGCGUUGUUUGGGUUUUGUAGCCGCUCGUAGAAGUGGUCGGUAGGCCGGCCAGGCGGGGGUCGGCGUUAGGUUGUCAACCCGUUACGGAGCUAGGCUUCGCUCUGACCGAUCCAACGUGGUGACGGGGCAGUCUGUCUACAAAUGGCUGCCCACAGUAACAAUCUGCAGAAAGGUAUUGACCUUGCAAGCAAGGCAGCUCAGGAAGAUAAAGCAGAAAACUAUGAAGAAGCCCUACGAUUAUACCAGUGUGCAGUGCAAUACUUCUUGCAUGUUGUCAAAUAUGAAGCUCAAGGUGCAAAAGCCAAAGAAAGCCUUCGUACUAAAUGUACAGAAUACCUUGAUCGGGCUGAAAAACUGAAGGAUUAUCUGCAAAAAAAACAAAAGGUGAAGAAGCCUGUUGAAGAGUCCAGCUCGAGUAACGAUAAGGGGAAUGAAAGUGAUGGAGAGGCUGACAAUUCAGAAAAGAAGAAAUUGCAGAAUCAACUACAAGGUGCCAUUGUUAUGGAAAAACCAGAUGUGGGUUGGAAUGAUGUUGCAGGUCUUGAAGGUGCCAAAGAAGCACUUAAAGAAGCAGUGAUAUUGCCCAUAAAGUUUCCUCAUCUCUUUACAGGUAAAAGAACUCCUUGGAGAGGGAUCCUACUAUUUGGCCCUCCUGGAACUGGCAAGUCGUACCUGGCAAAGGCUGUGGCAAAAGAAGCUAAUAACUCUACAUUUUUCUCCAUUUCCUCAUCUGACCUCGUGUCUAAGUGGCUUGGAGAAAGUGAAAAAUUGGUAAAGAAUUUAUUUCAACUUGCCCGAGACCACAAGCCUUCAAUUAUCUUCAUUGAUGAGGUUGAUUCCCUUUGUGGUUCGAGGAGUGAAAAUGAAAGUGAAGCUGCAAGGCGCAUUAAAACAGAGUUUUUGGUUCAGAUGCAAGGUGUUGGAGCAGAUAAUGAAGGAAUCUUGGUACUCGGAGCAACUAAUAUCCCAUGGGUUCUUGAUUCUGCCAUAAGGAGGAGAUUUGAGAAACGUAUCUACAUCCCAUUACCUGAGCAGGCUGCUCGUGGUGUGAUGUUCAAAUUGCAUCUUGGAACUACACCAAACAGUUUGUCUGAAGAAGAUUACCGGAUGCUUGCGAAAAAAACGGAGGGGUAUUCUGGGGCUGACAUCAGUGUCAUAGUGCGAGAGGCUCUGAUGCAGCCAGUCAGGAAAGUUCAAUCAGCUACUCACUUCAAGAAGGUCAGAGGUCCUUCAAAUUCGGAUCCAUCUGUGAUUGUAGAUGACCUCCUAACUCCAUGCUCACCGGGUGAUCCCAAUGCUUUGGAGAUGACCUGGAUAGAUGUUCCAGGUGAUAAGCUUCUGGAGCCUGUUGUCUCCAUGCCUGACAUGCUGCAGUCAUUAGCGAACAUAAAACCAACAGUUAACGAUGAAGAUCUGAAGAAAUUGAAAAAAUUCACAGAAGACUUUGGUCAGGAAGGCUAAAUCAUAGGAACAUGAUUUGCACUGCAUUUAUUUUCUUGUACCUCUUUUUUCUAUUCACUUCAAUCAAUUACAUAUACUAGUAAACAUUAUUUUACUUUUUUGAUAUUAAUCUUGUUUCUUGUGUUUCAGGCCAUGGGACUUUGUAUAAAAUUGGAUCUAAGCCUACUUAUUAUCUGAAUGUCUGCAUGUGCCUAUUAUGAAUCUAUAUCUCAUAGCAUACAGAAAAAGUUUGAGGACAGUGCAGAUUUCAUUAAGGGUAUAACAUGAUAUUUAUAUAUGACAAAAACAUCUGAGUAUUUUCAAAUGCACCGUGUGCAUACCAAUUUGCUGGGCUUGCUAUGGAUUGUAAAAUAAUCUUGCUUGUUAGUGAUACAUUCCAAAUAGUGAAUAGUGCAUUUAAACUGAUUAUUGCACAUGGACUGUGAUAAUUGUACAGCCCUUGGGGCUGGGACCUUCUCAUCGUACUUCAAGUACGCUCUAAGAUUUUCUACUAAUGAUAUGCAUAAAAUAUAAACCUUAAGCUUUGUACUGGAGAAAUUUGGGCUACAUGCAUCUAGUUAUUUGUAUUCUCGGAAAUAUGUAUGAGAUGAGCAAAUCCCCUCAUAGAUUUUUUUAAAUAAUGUAAAUGCUUAAAAGUCAUGGAAUCUUAAAUCCUGUGUGAGUUUAAUUUCUGUUUAUUUGUAAAUAAAAUAUGUAUCUACUUAAUGCUGUGCACUUAAAUUGUCAGAGUUGGGUAUAGCAAUUAAUUAUUUUCUUCAGGUUGCCAAAUAGAAGUUCUGAGGCCAUGUUGUUAGCUGACUGCACACAAGAUGUGUUCACCUAGGAUUUCAUGAUUAACAGCCUUCUAUUAUGCAUCUCACUUUUGAGGCACUUCUGCUGUACCUCAGCAGUUUUUAUUUUCUUGGGCUGCAGCCUGAGCAUAGAUGAGUCACCAGAUGAAAUGUCUGCAUGCAAGGUGCUUUCAGCAUACCUGGUGGAUAGAUGCAAGAGCUGGAAUGCAGUUGGAUAGAUUGAAGUAUGCUGAUUCCCUCCAGAUCCAAGCACGUGGAAGGAAAGUUUGCACAGUUGUAAGUGAAGACAAUCAGCGUUUGAGCAAGAACAAACCUCUGGAGGAAAUGGGAAUCAAGCAGCAUCUCUUGGGAGUGGAGAGGAUAUGGGAGAAGGCAGGAGAAUGGGUUUGAGAGGGAUAAUAAAUCAGCCAUGAUGGAAUGGCAGUUGCAGACUUGAUGAGUUGAAUGGCCUAUAGAAAGAGGACUAAGAAUGGAGAGGGAAAGUUGUGAAUAUGAAGAAGAGAGGCUUCCAAGAGGACCACAUUUGGAGGCUUGUAUGCCUCAAUGACCUGAAGAGCUCUGAUGGGUGGAAUUGGCUUUAUGCUUUCGCUCUUGGUAGGGCCAACCAUGCAAACAGCAAAGGGUAAAGGCCAGGCGAAGAGCGGUCCACUGCUUCUCCAGGUUUGGAGAUUCACAGCUUACAACCCUGGCUGGUAAAACAAAAUUGUUGACUGAAACACCAAUGAAGAUUUGGUCUACAUCUGACUGCGGUGGUAUUCCUGAGUAGGCAAUAGGUGGAAGCAGAUUAGAAAAAAUGUACAUGGAGCCAGGUAGAAUGAGGGAAGGGUGAUCAGCAGGUAUAUAAAGGUUACAAAUGCUGGAAUCUGAAAAAUAGGGAAGGAGAUUAUGGGAACUAUUAAGGGAGAGCUGAAAGGGCAGACAGGAAAAGAUAUGGUUGACAUGUAGGUGGGUAGAACUUGUUUUGUAUUUUAUUUAGAAAUACAGUGCUGAAAUGACCCUUUGAGCAGGAGAAAACACACACAUUCCACGGGAAGAAUGUAUAAGCUCCAGAAUUGAACUCUGGAAUAGCCUCAUACUACACACACUACUGUGGCAUAACUUGAAAGGGAGAAGGAUGAAAAUGAAUGGUGAUUAUGGAAAACAUCCGGAUUGGACUGUAUAAUUGUUAUUAUGCUUGUAGAUUAACUUUCUUAUUCCUGUUUAUAAUUUUUUAUAAUUACCAGCAUACUUGUAAUUGUUCAGUGUUUUUCAGUUGUUGAAGUUGUGGGUAUCACAUUGCUUGAAUGGUUAUUGGUUAAUUGAAGCAAAUGGAUUGUCUAUGAAAAUUCAAUGGGAUGCAGCAAACUGGUGUAAGAAGAGCACACAACAUUGGAUUGUUCUUUAACCUUCUGUUCUUUUCCCUUCCAAUAGGGUCAUCUUCCUUCACUCUCUCUCCCCCUCUUGCUUCAUCUUCUUUCUCUUUGUUUUGUUCUUGUAAUGCUUAAUAAACAACUAUAAGCAACAAGUUUUAUGCUUCAUUCUUGACUUCCAAAGAACCUCAUGGACAAAAGGGAACAAAAACGGGAGGACUGAAGGUGAAUUGGAAGGAGGGACAAAGGGGAACACAAGCACCAAACGUUGCUUGAAAUUGUAAAAUUCCUCAUUCAUACCUUUGGUUGACAAUUACCCAACCAAAAUAUGAAUUGUGUUCUGCCUCAUCCUUGCAGUGAGAAGGCCAAGGAUGGAUGGGACAAUGUGGGAACGGGAGAGGAAGUUUGUUUAUUUAUUUAUUGAGAUACAUAAAUUGAGCAUGGAAUCGGCCCUUUGUGGCACACCACCCGGCUAUCCCCCAAUUUAAUCCUAGCCUAAUCACAGGUUAAUUUACAGUGACCUGUUAACCUACCAAUUGGUAUGCCCAGAGCUUAAUAACAGAAGGCUGUUAAUCAGGCAAUCCCAGAUGAACACAUCUUGUAUGCAGACAUUUAAACUGGCACAGAGUUUACAGAGAAUGGUGUGAAAAACAAAAAUAAUGAGUGGCAGCUCUGUGGGUAAAGUGGAUGUACUGCAGCAGCAGAAGACCGUAAACAUAUAUUCACAUAUGAGUUUACAUCUAUGGUCUUCUGCUAAAUACAUCUCAUUGGUGUG